Molecule: messenger RNA, 921 nt
Organism: Monodelphis domestica (gray short-tailed opossum)
Lineage: Eukaryota; Metazoa; Chordata; Mammalia; Didelphimorphia; Didelphidae
Product: butyrophilin subfamily 1 member A1-like
Biological process (GO): regulation of cytokine production; T cell receptor signaling pathway
Cellular component (GO): external side of plasma membrane
Molecular function (GO): signaling receptor binding
Source: RefSeq, a predicted model, not a curated record
AUGAGUGAUCCAGGAGAGGGUGCUACAAGUAAUUUGGCUAGGAGUCCAUCAGAUCCUCAUCCUCUAACCUACAGAUUAGUGUCAGCCCAGUUCACUGUGAUUGGUCCUGCGGGACCUAUAGUAGCUUUGCUGGGAAAAGAAAUCACGUUACCCUGUGAUUUAUAUCCUUUGAAGAAUGUAGAACACGUGGACAUUAAGUGGUACAGAGUUGUUCAGUCCAAUAUCAAGUUUCAUGAAGGAGAGAAUGUCACCAGAAAGCAACUGAUAGAGUAUACGGGGAGAAUUGACUUAUUGAAAGAUGACAACCAUGAAGGCAGUGUGGCCUUGAAGAUUCACCAUGUCAGAGUCUCUGAUGAAGGGGAGUACCAGUGUGUUCUUCAAGAUGACAGCUUCCAAAAGACAACCACUGUGGAGCUGAAGGUGGCAGCUUGGGGAUCAGAUCCUCAGAUUCAUGUGAAGCCUCUAAAGGAUGGAGAAAUUUUGUUGUUGUGCCAAUCAAAUGGAUGGUACCCAAAGCCCCAAGUGGGAUGGAAAGACAUUCAGGGAGAGAAUUUGCCAUCCCUGUCAGAGUCUCAGUCUCAGGAUGGAGAAGACCUUUUCCAAACUGAAACAUCUCUAGUAGUUCAAUCUAAUUCCACUGAAGAUGUGUUUUGCUUCCUUCAACAUCCUCUCCUUGAGGAGCAGAAGAUAGUAAAACCUCCCCCAAGAGUAUCCUUUUUCUUAAGGAAAUGUGUCUGGGUCGUCGCUUUCGCAGCUGGUUUCCUAAUUGUGGGACUCUUCAUUUUGGGAUGCAUUUAUUGCAUCUGGAAGAGACGCUGUGCCAAAGGUAUGAUUGGGAAAUGGCCACCAGGGGGAGCAGUUGAGAUGUUCCUGAAGCUGAAAGCCUGCAGAGAUGCUGAUGAUCUCAAUCAGAAGCUAUGA